Plasmodium gallinaceum is the source of this 1080-nucleotide messenger RNA. It is a transcript of the gene TRAM, whose product is annotated as translocation associated membrane protein, putative. The transcript is spliced from 3 exons. Gene Ontology annotation, biological process: ceramide biosynthetic process. The record is from RefSeq and is a predicted model, not a curated record. Lineage: Eukaryota; Apicomplexa; Aconoidasida; Haemosporida; Plasmodiidae. Gene Ontology annotation, molecular function: sphingosine N-acyltransferase activity. Bases 1 to 1080 code for a protein of 359 amino acids. Gene Ontology annotation, cellular component: endoplasmic reticulum; membrane.
AUGACUACUCUUUAUUUACACACUUUAAAAGAAUAUUUUUUGAGUUCCCAAAACAAGGGUUAUAUUGAGGCUUACUUAAUUAACCCGAAGUUAUCAAAAUGGGAUUUUGUAAUUUGUUUAUUGAUGUUUGUUUUUAUAACUAUAUUAAGAUUUUUAUUUUCAGGAGUUAAUAAGGUGAUGGUAAGAAAUGAUAAUAUCCUAUAUAAACUAGCAAAGAAUUCAUUAUUAGAUAAAAUAAAUAAAAAGUGGAAUGUUGCUAAAGAAGGUCAAUUAUAUAAAUGGAAAGAAAAUUUUUGGUUUGUAAUAUGGCAUAUUUUUUCUUUUUCAUAUAAUUUUAUUUUAUUGUUAUAUAUGUCUGGAUACUUUGAUAAUAAAAAUGGGUGGAUAAAAAUGAUGAUAAAAGAACCAACAGGAAAAUGGUUUUUUUUAGUAACAGAAGAAGAAUUUCGUGAAAAUAAAAGAGGAUGGCCAUUUAUGUAUACAAAUAAUUAUGUAUACUAUUUUUAUAUUUUGCAAAUAUCUUACUGGUCAUCUUGUCUUUUUUAUUUAAAUUAUGAAAUAAAAAGAAAAGAUUUUUAUAUUUUUGUUUUACAUCACAUUUCUACCAUCAUUUUGUUAAUAUAUUCUCAUGUACUUAAUUUUUGGAGAGUUGGAUUACUAAUUCUCCUAAUUCAUGAUAUAGUUGAUAUAACUCUUUAUUCUUCAAAGUUGUUAAAUUACUCAAAUUUAAAAAGUAGAAUACUUCUUCCUUUAUUUUAUAUAUUAUUUGUCUUAUCUUAUUUUUUUUUUCGUAUAUUUUUAUAUUUUUAUUAUAUUGUCCUUCCUUUGAGUAAUAUGAAAAUAAUUAAAACUUAUACUGAUGGUUUUAUAUCAUCACAUUUUGAUGUUCCAGGUGGUGUAGUUUUAAUUGUUUUUUUAUGGGCAUUAAUGUUUAUGCAUUGUUACUGGUUUUACUUAAUCUUAAGGAUGAGUCGUGUUUUUAUAGUUAAAACAGUGAAAAAUGAAAAAAUUACAGAUAUAAGAAGUGACAAUGAAGAUGAUAACGCCUCCACUAUAGAAAGCAUAAAAAAGGAAAAUUAA